AUGAGGAGAUCGAUAAGGCCAUCCGCAGUGACUAUGCACCCAAGCACCUCUAAGAGUAGAGAGUCCAUGCCCCGGACCUCAACAUUACCCUCGAGAAAAUUAUCGCGAUCCCAUAAAGUCAGUUAUGCCGUCACAAAAGCUUAUUUGCAGACUGGAGAUUUUGAUGAGGCGAGCAGGCUUGCGGAGGUGGAGCAGGGGUUGUUCCUGGAUGGAGAUAUCAAUGUCGUAAGUCAGAUAGAAGGCACUCAAGAAAUUUUGUGUCUGUCCUACACCGAGACGUUUGAUCACUUGGGGGUGGGUCUCGCCGAUGGAACAGUCAGAUUAAUUAAUACAAAAACUGGAAAAUUUGAUACGACUUUGAGGGAUGACGAAAUGAAACAGAACCCUGGGGCAACUACUGCCAUUAAACAUCGACCUGUUCAGGGGGCGCUUCCGGUGACUCAAACCCUAUCAGCAACUUAUGUCACUGGAUGUGUGAAAUGCUGGCACUACCCCACAGCCCGUUGUCUCUACACAAUUCGUGAAAAUAGACAGACCCUAGGUCUCGCUUAUCACCCGACACUUCCGAAGUUUGUGACUGUCGGCGACGAUACGAAGUUGUGUGUUUAUGACGAGGAGACGAAGACACUAGAGCGAAUAUUACAGGCCAGCAAUGCUCCAGACACGAUGAACGGUCACAGGUCUCGAGUAUUCGCCGCUUGCUUCAAUCCUAGAUGUCCUCACGAAUUCAUCAGCGGUGGAUGGGACGAUACGAUACAAUUCUGGGAUAUUAGAGAGCCUCACUCUUCUAGAUUUAUCAGUGGAGUUCACAUUUGUGGAGAUAGCAUUGAUAUCAGUCAAGAUGGGAAAGACAUUCUCACGUGCGCGUGGUCGAAAACAGAUACAAUCCAACUAUGGGACUACAGAACAGGAAAACUUAUAACGACAUUGGAACCGGACCCCUGGGAGUCCCUUCUCUACGCUGGGAAAUAUAUCGGUAGCUCUUUCAUUGCUUGCGGUGGGUGUGACUCUAAUUUAUUCAGAAUCAUCGAUUUAACCUCGAAAACGACAAUAUCUGCGGUGAAAAAACUUCCUGGAGGGGUCUACGGCAUCGACAUUGGCCCUCCUAGUUCCAAACCGCAAAAGAGGAGCCUCAAACACCCUCCGCUACCGAGGAUCGCCUUCUGCUGUGGCAAAAGCGUCUUCGAAGUCAACGCAAAUCUUUGA
Diachasma alloeum is the source of this 1206-nucleotide messenger RNA. Its product is annotated as coronin-7-like. The record is from RefSeq and is a predicted model, not a curated record. Lineage: Eukaryota; Metazoa; Arthropoda; Insecta; Hymenoptera; Braconidae. Gene Ontology annotation, molecular function: protein binding. Bases 1 to 1206 code for a protein of 401 amino acids. The transcript has 6 exons.